This is a messenger RNA of Chiroxiphia lanceolata (lance-tailed manakin), 9817 nucleotides long. RefSeq names its product ubiquitin specific peptidase 31 (gene USP31). The record is from RefSeq and is a predicted model, not a curated record. The transcript is spliced from 16 exons. The coding region runs from base 16 to 3996 and encodes 1326 amino acids. Gene Ontology annotation, biological process: protein deubiquitination. Gene Ontology annotation, molecular function: cysteine-type deubiquitinase activity. Lineage: Eukaryota; Metazoa; Chordata; Aves; Passeriformes; Pipridae.
CUGCGCCGCGCCGCCAUGUCGCGGGUGAGCGGCCCCGGGCCGGCCGGCAGCGCCAAGGAGAAGCGCUCCUUCAGCAAGCGGCUCUUCCGCGGGCGGGCGGCGGGCGGCGGCGCGGGCUCGGCCCCGGCUGCCGCCCCGGCCCCGGCGCCCUCCGGGCGGUCGCUCGGCGGGUUCAUGAGCCGCGUGCUGAAGACCCUCUCCACGCUCUCGCACUACAGCAGCGAGCCCGAGCCCCGCGGCGCGCUCGCCCCGCGCCUGCCCCCGCCGCAGGCGGCGGGCGGCCUGGGCAGCUGCUUCCCGCCGGGCCCGCCGCGCAGCCCCGAGCCCCCGCCGCGCCCCGCCGGCGGCUCCGAGGCCGUGCCCGGCGUGGCGGGGCUGCGCAACCACGGCAACACCUGCUUCAUGAACGCCAUCCUGCAGUGCCUCAGCAACACCGAGCUCUUCGCCGAGUUCCUGGCGCUGGAGCAGUUCCGCGGCGGGCCGCCCCCCGCCGACGGGCCGCCACCCGCGCCCGGCGAGGUCACGGAGCAGCUGGCGCAGCUGGUGCGGGCGCUCUGGACUCUCGAGUACACCCCGCAGCACAGCCGCGACUUCAAGAACAUCGUGUCCAAGAAUGCGAUGCAGUACCGUGGGAACGCCCAGCACGAUGCCCAGGAGUUCCUCCUUUGGCUCCUCGACAGAGUCCACGAGGAUCUGAACAAUGUGGUGAAUUCCAGCAGCAUGCCCCCGCUCAAGCCACCGCUGGAGGAUGAUGUGCUGCUUGAGGGCCCAGCCUUUCCCAUCAGUAGCACUUUUGUGCAGGAACUCUUUCAAGCCCAGUACAGGUCCUCCCUGACGUGCCCUCAUUGCCAGAAGCAAAGCAACACCUUUGACCCUUUCCUCUGCAUCUCGCUGCCGAUCCCUCUGCCCCACACACGGCCACUCUUCGUCACCGUGGUGUACCAGGGCAAGUGCUCGCACUGCAUGCGCAUUGGGGUGGCUGUGCCCAUCUCUGGGACGGUGGCCAGGCUGAGGGAGGCUGUCUCCUCGGAAACCAAGAUACCCACGGAGCAGAUCGUGCUGACAGAGAUGUACUACGACGGGUUCCAUCGCUCCUUCUGCGACACCGACGACCUGGACACCAUCCAUGAGAGCGACUGCAUUUUUGCCUUUGAGACCCCAGAGAUCUUCAGGCCCGAGGGCAUCCUCAGUCAGAGAGGAAUACAUGUGAACAAUAACCUGAAUAACUUGAAAUGUGGCACUGAGCACUCCCGAACAAUAGCUUACUCUCAAGGAAUGGUGAAGUCUGGAAAACUGGAACAGUCCUCUACUAAACCAGCAGCAAAUGACAAGAUUGUCUUGCUGGUGUGUAACAGAGCGUGCACUGGACAGCAGAGCAAAAGGUUUGGCUUGCCCUUUGUGUUGCAUUUGGAAAAAACAAUUGCUUGGGAUAUUCUGCAGAAAGAAAUUCUGGAGAAGAUGCAGUAUUUCCUGCGGCCUGCAGCCUGCUUGCAGGUUUGCCCGUUCAGCUUGCGAGUGGUCAGUGUCGUGGGCAUAACAUACUUGCUACCUCAGGAGGAGCGACCCCUCUGCCACCCAACAGUGGAAAGGGCAUUGAAGUCAUGUGGACAGGGGGGAACCGCUCAUGUGAAACUAGUGGUAGAAUGGGACAAAGAAACUAAAGAUUACUUGUUUGUGAAUACGGAAGAGGAGUAUAUUCCAGACUCUGAAAGUGUCCGCCAGCAGAGAGAGCUUCAUCAUCAACCUCAGAUCUGCACUUUAUCUCAGUGUUUCCAACUGUACACCAAAGAGGAACAGCUUGCCCCAGAUGACGCGUGGCGGUGCCCACACUGCAAGCAGCUGCAGCAGGGUAGCAUCACACUGAGCCUCUGGACCUUACCUGAUGUUCUCAUCAUACAUCUCAAAAGGUUUAGACAGGAAGGAGACCGAAGGAUGAAACUUCAGAACAUGGUUAAAUUCCCCUUGAGUGGCUUGGACAUGACUCCUCAUGUUGUGAAACGCAGCCAGAGCAGCUGGAGCCUGCCAUCGCACUGGUCGCCGUGGAGGAGACCUUAUGGCCUUGGGAGGGAUCCUGAGGACUAUAUCUAUGACCUGUAUGCUGUCUGCAACCACCAUGGCACCAUGCAAGGGGGACACUAUACAGCAUAUUGCAAGAACUCUGUUGAUGGCCAGUGGUACUGCUUCGAUGACAGUGAAGUUCAGCAGCUUUCUGAAAGCGAAGUCUGCAAGCAGACAGCUUACAUCCUGUUCUACCAGCGACGCACAGCGAUCCCCUCGUGGUCUGCCAACAGCUCGGUGGCAGGCUCCACGAGCUCGUCGCUGUGCGAGCACUGGGUCAGCCGGCUCCCUGGCAGCAAACAGCCCAGCAUCGCCUCGGCCGCCUCCUCGCGCCGCACCUCCCUCGCCUCGCUCUCGGAAUCCGUGGAGCUCACUGGGGAACGGAGUGAAGAUGAUGGAGGAUUUUCAACUCGGCCAUUUGUAAGGAGUGUCCAGCGUCAGAGCUUGUCAUCCAGAUCCUCUGUCACCAGCCCACUGGCAGUGAGUGAAAACGGUGUCAGGCCCUCGUGGUCACUCUCUGCAAAACUCCAGUUCCGCUCCAACUCCCCGUCACGCUUCUCUGGAGAUUCCCCAGUACACACCUCUGCUUCCACGCUGGAGAAGAUCGGGGAGGCUGCUGAUGACAAAGUCUCCACUUCGUGUUUUGGCAGCCUGAGGAAUCUCUCCAGUAGCUACUUGGAGCCUUGUGACAGCGGCCGGCGAGAGCACAGGACGGCUCGCAGAGCCCCUUUGGCUGUCAUGGAAGGGGCAUUCAGGGAAGAGUCUGUUGUAAGGACAUCUAGCUCAGACCUUUCAGAUGGGUGUGGUAAAAGCUCUGUGCAGCCAGAGAGGAAUCACCCUGCUCUGGAUCCUUUUGAUAACAACAAUCAAAUCGCCUUUGUUGACCAGAGCGAUUCUGUGGACAGCUCCCCGGUGAAGGAGGUGAAAGCUCCUGGUGGGACAGGGCUGGCUGCAGAGAAGGCACGUGACACCCCUAAGAAGGGUCACAGCUCCAAGGGAGCUUCUGAGCCGGACAAAAGUUUGAGGAAGGGAAGGACAGUUUUGUCUACCCAAGAGACCAAAGUCUCUCACUCUUCUCCUCCACUGAAGAGUUCCCAGAAAGUUUCCCGGUCUAGAAGUAAGACAGACUCUUCUAGGGCCAGCGGGCGACAUGGGUCUCCUGCUCCUGCUCAGGCUAGGAAGGAUCACAGCGUGAAGCCACUGGAGGCAUCUGUCCCAUCGGCACAACAGAAGCAAAAGUCAGGUUCUUCUCCGUCCUCCACAGCUGCCAAGAAAACCCCAUCAGGCUCAUUGACUAAGGGCUCUUCCACUGGGAAGAGCCGGACUUCCGACCGCAGCCUCAGCAGGGAGGGCUCCAAGAUAAGUCUGGGGUCGGAUAAAACAAGCGUUACCAGCAGCUCAAGAACGAGCUCCCCACGGAUCAGCCACUCCAGGAGCGACAGCAGGGCCGCGGACAGCAAGCACGUGCGGAGCUCCUCCAUGGCCAACCUGCGGUCUCCAAAUGUUGGGGCACGUUCUGCUUUGAAGAGGGACAGCAAGUCAGAAGAGAAGGGGUUGUCUUUCUUUAAAUCAGCCUUAAGGCAGAAGGAGACCCGGAGGUCAGCAGACCUGGGGAAGACAACAAUGCUCUCAAAAAAGACAGGGAGUGUCAGUUCCAAGUCAAGCAGUAAAAACAUGCUGGAGGACAAACCAGAGAAAGGUGGUGUCCCACCAGCCUCCCAAACCAAUGCCAACAUUACUGCAAAAGAAAAACUUGUCUCAAAGGAUGCCACACCCAACAAACAUUCUCUGCUAUCCAGUCGCAAGUCCAAGUCUUCCCAGCUAGAUCCUGGAGUCCAGUCUCCUCCUUCCAGUGGCAAGCAGUCUGCUGACAAGCCGCUGAAAAAAUUACCUUCCAGCAUGCAGGUGUCUGUACAGCCUUCUCUGGAACCUCAGUGAAAUGCUGCAAUCCAGGUGUCUUUUCUUCUGCUGAAAAGCUAAUUUAUUCUGAGCUCUUGGUUUUUUUUUGUUCAUGUGCCUAAUGUAUGUUUUGAGGAGAAGUUAACUGCAAGUUGUUAAAGCGCCUUUUGAUUCUGCCAUCAAACCAAAUAGCCACAGGCAGCCAGCACUGGUGCAAGUAGCCUAGCUGGAGUCAUUGUUGAACCUGAAUGCAGCUGUCCCAUAGCACUUGUACAGGAGUCUCUGUUGAAAGUGCAACAACUGUCUACAGAUUCGAGGGUUGGAAUCUGACCCCUGGUUGUACUGACACUUGUGUGCUUUGUAGAGCUGUGAACUGAUAUUCCUUUGGUCUUGCUCCGAGUGGGCUGUGUCCACGCUGGUGUAUGGCCUUGUUCCGAGCUGUGGAGGAUGCGAAGGAAUCUGGAGAGACUGCCGCUUCUUUCUGCUCUCAACCCUCUCUCCCUGCUCCCCUCCAUUUUCAAGCUUUCUAAAGGGCAAUAUUUCAACACUAAUGUUGUUUCUCAGGUAUAUACUCAGCCAGUAUAGGAGGGACUAGCAUUAGUGACGGACAGAAAGGUACCUGUGUGUCCGUGUGUGUGUGUCUGUGUAAUAGAUUUAAUUUUUACAUUCCAACAGAAGGAAGUUUGUGUUUUUUUCCAUGAAAUGUAAUGUGCAUUUUUUGUCGCUAAGUUUAUGAAGAGUUUUGCUCUGUCCAUACCUAAGGCAACCUCUGCCUUGUCCUCUAACUAUUUUCUUCUGAAACACUCUACUAAGUGACAGAAGGAAUCCCUGGGCAGCAGCUGGUGGCCAGCUCGUACGUGUGGAGGUGCUGUGGAAGCAGUGCCAUAGGAGAACUGUGUCCACACGCCUGGAUGGCCAUGAUACUCUCAGGACCCUCCUGUUUAAACUCCUGGGAAGCAUUUCCUAAUGUGCUCAGACCCUUAUCAUAGUGUUGUGAUUAAGCCUCCAUUAUCUCCAGAGGUGAUGUUUAGAUCAAGUGUGGUCCUGCCCUCUCUGAGCAUGCUUUGACAGGCCCCUUUGUAGGGAUUGGAAGGGCCAUACCCAAACCUCUGGAGCAGUUUUCCUGUUCUCCAGAGUGCUGUAUGUUCCUCCCUCUGGCAUGCUUGUCCCCUCCCUGUGGGUCUGGCUGCCAUGUGUCCCUCAGCAGAACGGUCCCCUUCUUGUUUGGACGACAGCCUCCAUCAGGGUCAAAACACUACAUCUACUUCGUUUACAUGCCCUUCUUACAGAGGAGAUUCCUCAAGUUCUGUAAGAUUCCUUCUAAGGUGGAUUCCUCAAGUUCUUUUGCAUACAUGUGGUGUAAUCUUUUUGUUUUAAAUUCCACGGUUUGUACUGAUGUGCUGCAUAUCGCUCGUGUCAGCAGCAGUCUGUCGUGUGGGUCGCGACGUGCUGGGCAGUGUGCUGGGCAGUGUGCUGGGCAGUGUGCUGGGCACGCCUUGUCCUGAGCCAGGUCUGUUCCUGUCGUGCAGUCCGAUGGCAGAGCUUCUCCUGCUGUAGCUUGGGGCCAGGCAGUGUGCUCUGUGCUGUCAGUGUAACAAACUGGCCUGUCUGGCUCCUCCCUUGCUGAGGUGCUGCUGGGCCUGCAGGCAACCUUGCCCCCAGGUCUGCUGGGCACCUUGCUGCACUGUGAUCACUUCUCUGCUCACCACACACUUGCAGCGAGCCUGGGAGACAAGGGCUGGGGGUAGCUGGCACCUCAGAGUGUGUGUGAGACUGAGCUGGGGUGCCACAGAGCUGGGGUCGGUUGUGAGGGUGAGCCCAGCUGCAGUGUCACCCUUGCCAUGUCCCAGUGAUGUCCCACUGCAUCCUGGCAGUGCCUGCAGCCUGCACGUGUAACACCGUGCUGGGUGCUGUGCCCUGACAGUUCUAACCCCAUCGUCACUGUCCCCUCAGUGCAUUCCUUCUUCCAGGUGUUUCAGUCUCGUUUAUUGCAGCAACAAGAAGCAAAGAUUGCAUUGCUUGCUUCUGAAAUGUAUGACUUGGAUUAUUCUUGGAUUAUUUUCUGUUAUAUCCAGCAGAGCAGAUAAGACUUGCUUCAUGUUGUAGUACUUAAAUUACUCCCUGAAAUGUUGAUGUUGAAGUAUUUGUUUAAGGUUUUAUCUGUAUUAAGGUCUUACACUGUCUUGGCUCUUCUCUUGUAACAACUCUUGUAGCAAGAAUGUAAUUCUGGUGGCUUGUGCUGACUCGGGUUGGGAUUUUUUAAUAGACAGAACUAGUUUCUGUGCUUUUCACCAUGGACAUUUGUGAAAGGUUAUUUUUAUCAAUUGACAUUUUCUUUUCAUACCAUCACUCACUGAAGGAGUUUGAACUGGAAGCUGGUGUGUGGGUUUUGAGGUGGUUUUGCUCCUGUGCUGCAUGCCUGGGCUGAAGGGAAUUUGAAGCCAUGUCCAAACUGGCGUUUUCACUGAAUGCCAGUUCAAUGUUUGUAUCUGGGGCAAGAGAAUGGUCCUUGGAGCUCCCAUUUGGACAGAAGGGGAAUGGAGGUCCGGGUGUUCCAGCAGCUGAUAAAAGCAGUUGAACCUCUGCAAUCCCAUGAGAUGUAAUGAUGCUCUCUUUCCCCAUAAUUCCUGAUGGGAAUUGCUGCCAAAUCCAGCACUAUCUGUUCUUUGUAUCCUGCCAAACUGGAUUUCUCUGUCCCUCUAGAACAGCAGCUCUGGUGCACAGGCUCCUUACUCUGCGGUGGAGCACGAGUGGGCAGGAGGGACUGCACUGUCAGUGCCCUUGUCUCGGAGAGAGUGGGAUGCUGCUCCUCUGUGGUGGGUUUCUACUCAGGAGGGCUUGACUUGCUGUGUUCUCAAGCAAAACAGUUUGACUUAAGAGGGUGCACUGGACUGUUCAUGUAAUAUAAGGCAGGCACUGGGUAAAAUGUGCAAGAUGUGUGCCUGUGGUCCCUGGGAAGCGCAGUCCAUGUUCCAUGGUCUUUUUGUAACAGAGCACUUGGGAAUGCAGCCACUUUUCACUCUGCACCUCUGCUUGUUGGUGUCACAGAUCUUUGGUAGUAAAUAAACUUCCUUGCAUGGGAGGGGGUUGAAGGGUGUGGGUCCAGGAAACACUGUUCACUGUGAGUGUCAAUCCAAGCCUUGUUGCUGUUACAGUCAAGGCUCCAUGAGUGAUGUAAGGUAAAUGUUUCUGAAACUAAAUGUAGGUUAUUGCAGGCCCUAAUUCAAGGAAUUUGGGGAAAUGCAACAUCAGUCUUUUCUCCUUGCUUUAAACCAGACUUUGCUUGGCCCUUUCAGGUAUAGGAAUUCCUGUCCAUGUGUGUCGUUGUCCAGCUGUCAGCAUGUGGCAUGGUACCAGGGGAGAUCUGCCAAGUCCUAGAUGCCAACACCAUAACCAUGCCUGGCUGGGGUGGUGGGGUCUGGGACACCUGUGCUGAGAACCUGGGAGCAAAGGUGUACAGGGCAGCCUCACACUGGUGGGGAACACAUGGGAAGAGGGAGGUUCAGCAGUGUCCCUGCUCCCAAAGAGCGGGGUGAGCUCUAAGGCAGAACAGGCUUCCAGGCAUCGUGUUUUCAGUCAGCUUUGGGUUGGACUCACCUGUGCCGGUGUGUGUGACUUGUGUUUCACCCCACGUCCCUAGUCUGCCACUUGCUCCUGCUCCUGCAAUUGGCCCUCUGGGCACAGGAGAGCAGCGCCUUCAUUCCAGUGCUCAAGUCCUACUGGAGUCACCUAGAGACUUUUUUUUACCCUUUUUGGGCUGUGUCUUUUGGAUAGUGUUUAGUAGUAUUCAAGUUACAAGCACAUUUUCAAUGACGUGUAUUAAAGAGGCACCUUUUAUUUGUAUUAAUCAUAUUUGAUAGACAAUUUGGUGCCUGCAGUUCUCUGUAACUUGUAAGUGUCUCACUUUGGGUGUAUAAAUUGUUAAUCCUUUCAGACUUAUCAAAUAUGGCUUAAUAAAAACAAGAUGCUUAGGAUAGAAAGCUAGCAGCUUAAUUGCACUUCUCCCACUGCAAGUGCCCUCAUCCGCCGUCGCUGCAGGGGUUUGCUUUCCGAAGCCAAAACUUGAGCAUGACUAACCAUUUUUCUCGGUGCCAGGCAGCUUGCAUGGCCCUGCUGUCCCCGAUGCAUGUCCCUACUAACUAUGCAAGCCUCUAGCCCAGCCGUGGCUGUGCUCAGCAUUGGAGCCGCUCCGUAGGCUCCGGAGCACCGCUUGGAAUCUGUGCCGCUGCCUGGUGGUGCAGCUGCUGCUGGCACACAGGAGCAUGUCCCUGGGUUCCUGCUUCCUUUGCACAUCUUUGACUCUUUCCUUUGCAGGAUUCUGCAUUACUGACAAGGCUGGAGCAUAGUGUAAGGUCAGAGGGAUCGGAGCGGGGAAACGAGAACAACUGAUUUCUGUUUUGUGUUGUUUUUUCUUUUCUUAGCAGAGCAGGCCCAGUCAGGGUUCCGUGUGUAGCCUGCCAUUCCAUGGGAUGUAGGCACGCUCAGUGCUGUCGGGGGGGCAGGCAGCUGUGCUGUCAGGGGGGGCAGGCAGCUGUGCGGGCACUCACAGAGCUGCUGUCGAGUGUCCGUGCGAGGGGAGCGGCUCCCAGUUGUUGGUGUGCUGCCCGUACUGCUCUCUGGGCUCUGCCUGCUUUCCCAGGAGAGCCCCAGCUGCCCAUGGGGGUGACUAGGCUUCCCUUUGUGCUCCAGAACCCCACGGUGGAGGGUCUGAGCCAUGUCCUAUGGACGGUGGGUCCCACCGGGGUGGCUGCACUGCGUGGCUGGGGCAGCCCGUGAGGGCUUCUUGGUCCUUGGCCCCAUGGGCCUGGUGCCCUCCCCUCGGUCAGCCAGCACAGAGGGGAUUUGGAAAUGACAUUCCAAAUAAUUGUACUGUUGGUUUGGUUUGUUUUUUGGGUUUUUUGUGGGUUUUUUGUAUCUUUGUCAUUUGCAUACUAAUCCAAAAGAAUUUGGCAGUAUCUGAUGUUACUCGUGGAGGGAACUGAAAUUUAGUUUUAAUCUGUGGUGAGAUGAAAGUCCUACAUGUUUUUCUCAACAAAAGCACCAUAAAGCAGUUAGGAGCUUUAUUUUGUAAAAGAAAAGCACCUGAAGACUUGUACGAUGUCUGUUAGGUCUAAAGGCUUAGAGACUCUUCUAUUUUUAUAAAGGCGAUAGCACUCAAUUUAUCUGCAAAUAAGACACAGAUUAAAACUAAGUGUAACUGGCUCACUCGGCCCUGCAGCACAUGCACGCUGGCCUCAGGCUCGUGUGGCAUUUGUGAGUGCAAUAAACCCCUUUGGAGGUGCUCUAUUGCCUUGGGUAGGGUGACACAAGGGAAUCCAGGCCACAAGUGGUUCCAUUAUUGUCCUGUGGCCUUCCAGGUAUGAAUUUGUACAGAUCUGCUCACCACCUGUGCCUCACCAUGGGUUAAAAUUGAAUUUUAAGUCCUGUUGCAAAUGCAGUUUCUCGUCUGGACACAAUGUCAGAUUUUACACUGGAAUAUCUACAGUUCUCAAACUGCAUGUCACAUCACUGUACCUGGUACAGGGACGUGGGGUUUGCCCACACCUUUGAUAUUCUCCUCUGUAUUUUAAUGUUUUUGACCUGUACAGUAAUUGGAAAGCAGGCUGUCUUUACUUGGGGUUGAACAUUGUACCAUAAAUUUUAAAUUAUUUGAGGACAAGUGCAUGAGACUGUGUCAAUGCCUUUUAUUAUUUAUUUGUAUGUUUUAUUAUUCAAGGUGUAUGCACUUUUAAUAUGCAGAAUUUAUAUUUUUAUGUUAAAAAUCGUUUUCUUUCAGAAAGAAGAGUUUGAAUAUGAGGAAUUGGAAUUAAGUGCAAAAAGGGGAAUAUGUAAUAAAAUACAAUAAAUUUAUUAUUAGGCA